AUGUCGCCUUCGAUGGUUAGGGCACAUUCUCCAUCGCCCACUAUAAGAGUUGUCGCAUAUUUCGUUAAUUGUGUGAUGGUUGGCGUCAAAAGCGAGUUCGAUAUACGCGAAGAUGAAGAACAACGUGCAAAAUUACAAGAUAUUAUUGACCUGUUAGUUGCUGCUGGUUAUUUCCGCGCAAGAAUUAAAACUAUUCCUCCUUUUGAUAUGGUUGUUGGUGGUAUGGUUUGGUGUAUAAGUCACUGCAACAUGUCUUUAGACAUUGAUUUAUUUUAUUCGGAUAUUUCGACAAUUGGACAAAAGAUUUGGUUAACGGAACGAAUUGUGGAAGUAUUACCGCAACUUGCUUGUCCACAUGCAAUUGAACCUCACCAAAUUCAAGGUCUCGACUUUAUACAUAUAUUUCCAGUUAUUCAGUGGCUAGUGAAACAAGCAAUUGAAGCCAAAAACCAGUUCGGUGAUGAUUCUCGCAAUUAUGCAGUUUAUCAAUUCAAUAAAAGAUUCUCAUUAUCCCAAGAUAUGGAGAACUGGAUGAAGAAUUCUAAAAUCGGUUGUAAUUUUCGAAUUUUAAAAUCAUUUUGUUUGCCGAAACGUGUUUCUCGACGUAUUUAUGAAUAUCGAUGUUUAAAUUUGAUAGAAGAUUUGCAGUGUACACUGAUGGAAUAUGAAUGGCCUGGUACUUCAUCAAACAGAGAUUUUACAAAAAACAGUGGGGCAGAAAAAUUUAUAGAGAAUGAGGAAAGAUUAUCUGGAAAUUUAACUGCUAAUGUUGAGCAGUUAAAAAGUGAACAUUUAUCAGCAAAGGCUUUGGCAGAACUCAUCAGUAUUGAAGAUCUCAAAAAAACGUUAGAUUCCAAAUUUUUUCAGUCCACUGAAGAAAGGAUUCAUUCAAAAAUAAAUUUUGCAAACUCAUUAGCUAAUAUCGAAAGCGAAUUAGAAAAGCUAAAAUUGGAAGAGAAUCAAUUAGAAGAGUUAUUGAAUGUUGCUGAUUGUAAUUAUCGAAAAUAUGAAAAAGAAUUACGAGAGAAAGAAGAAAAUUUAUCAAAAUAUCGCUCAGAAGUCGAAAAUGCCGAUAUAAAGUUAAUUGAAAAACUACGGCAAUUAAUUAGUGAGCAUGACGAUUUAAAGAAACGUGAAACCGACUUCAAAAUAAAUUGUAAAAUGGAAAUGAAAAAAUUGGAAGAAAAAAUAGAGAAUUUUUGUGCUGGAAGUGUGGCAGAGAAUGGGGCUGAUAUUCAUAAUUUGAAAUCUAAAUGGCAAGGAGCUCAGAAAAGAUUAACAAUUUUGCGACAAGAACUGGCUAAUAUUAAUUGGCAAAUUGCUUUGGAACAAAGAUAUAUCGAUUCCGUGCCUUUGCAGCUGGAAAUAAGCCAGUACCAAAGGCGAAUAAUUGAAUUAUAUAAUCAAAUUGCGAGCAAGCAUCAAGAAAUGACACGAUAUUUUGCGCUGCAUAAUACUCUUGUUGAUAUACAAGCAUAUAUUCAGCGUGAAAUCGCUUUGCUGAAUAGUAUUGAAGAAGUACAACAUCUUACAUCCAGAGACAGUUAUAAAGAAUCUUUCUUCGAAAAUUUGCAAGAGAUUUUACGAGGAAUUUCUAUCAAGCGAAAUGAGUUGCAAAAAGAACGUGAUAAUUUAAGUGAUGAUUAUCAAUACAUGUUGGAAAAAGAACUUUGUAUGAAAGCCGAGCAAAGCUAUAAUUUCGAAAAAUUUGGCGACGGACGAGCUUGUAUUCUGGGAAUCGAUGAAGCAGGAAGAGGUCCUGUUCUUGGUCCAAUGGUAUAUGCUUGUGCUGUAUCGCCGCUUGGUUGUAAUGAAAAACUGAAAGAUUUAGGUGUUGCUGAUUCCAAAACGCUUACUAGAACCAAACGUAAUGAAAUCUUUUCCUCUAUACAGUCAGAAACAAAUGGGCGGUUUAUGGCAUAUGCCGUUCGUAUUUUAUCGGCACGAAUGAUAAGCGCAGCUAUGUUACGUAGAUGUAAAUAUUCAUUAAACGAACUUUCACAUAAUAGCGCAAUUGAUUUAAUCAAAAGUGCCAUAAAAGCUGGAAUUAAUGUCGCUGAAGUUUUAGGACCUAAAGAAACCUAUCAAGCAAAAUUAGAAGAAAAAUUUCCUGAUGUGAAGUUCAUUGUCAUUGAAAAAGCUGAUACACUGUAUCCGAUCGUGAGCGGUGCAUCUAUUGUUGCAAAGGUAACUCGUGAUGAGAACUUGCGGAAAUGGUCAUUUAUUGAAGGUGAAGUGAAAGUAGCAAAGAAUGGAUUUGGUACAGGCUAUCCUGGUGGUAUGUUAGCUGGCCAUAUUCUGUUUUUCGAAAUACUUCAAAGGAGAAUCCAACAGUUAGCUCUUAUCAGAUCAGUUUGCUUCAGACAAAGUCUUCUAUGCGUCAUGCUUUUUUUAAUGAUUGCUUUCUUACCAAUGUCAGCAAUUUUUAAUUCAUCUGGCCAUUAUUAUGCUGACAUGAAACACUAA
Molecule: messenger RNA, 2466 nt
Organism: Dracunculus medinensis (Guinea worm)
Lineage: Eukaryota; Metazoa; Nematoda; Chromadorea; Rhabditida; Dracunculidae
Source: the annotation of a GenBank genome assembly